Messenger RNA from Petromyzon marinus (sea lamprey), 4336 nucleotides. The record is from RefSeq and is a predicted model, not a curated record. Lineage: Eukaryota; Metazoa; Chordata; Hyperoartia; Petromyzontiformes; Petromyzontidae.
UGAUCAUGCAGUCCAUAUGAAGGAAACCUAUGACAACAUGAAACAACUUUUGAGGUGCAUAAACUACAACCAACAUCAGUGGCAGCUUUGUGGCGAUUUGAAGGCUGUUGCUUUCUUGCUUGGGCUGCAGUAUGGAUACACAAAGUACUGCUGUUUUCUCUGCGAAUGGGAUAGUCGCGCAAGAGAUUCCCACUACAUCAAGAUAUAUUGGCCACUUCAACAGUCAUUGGAGCCUGGGAGGAAAAGUAUUCAGCAUCCACCACUUGUUGAAUCAAGGAAGAUGUUACCAUCCUUACACAUCAAGCUGGGUCUGAUGAAGAUCUUUGUCAAUGCCGUGGACAAAACACAAGCAGCUUUCAAGUACCUCCAUGGAAAAUUUCCAAGGUUAAGUGAAGCUAAGAUGAAGGAAGGUGUCUUUUUUUUGGUCUUCAGAUUCGUGAACUUCUUUGAGAUGAUGCAUUUGACAGUGCACUGCGUGGCAAGGAAAAGACUGCAUGGAAAGCCUUCCAGUUAGUGGCAACAAUUUUUUUUGGAAACAACAAGGCAGACAACUACAGGGAGUUUAUGGAAAAUCUUCUCAAGGCAUACAAAAGUUUUGGUUGCAACAUGUCACUAAAGAUACAUUUUUUGCACUCUUAUCUAGAUUUUUUCCCACCGAACUACAGAGCACUGAGCGACGAGCAUGGCAAGCGAUUUCACCAGGACAUUGCAGCAAUGGAGAAAUGCUAUCAGGGCCAAUGGAGCCCAUCAAUGCUGGCAGACUAUUGCUGGACAGUGACAAGAGAUGCUCCAUUUAAAGAAUACAAGAGACAAACCAAGAAGCAUCGAAUCACAAUGUGCGCUGUGUAUGGAAAAAUCAAUCACAUGGAGAAGACAGGCUUGGCAACGACUGGAAGUAAAAGGCACCAAUGCAUCCAGUGUCCAUACAGCACAGAUCAGAUGGAUAACUUGAAGGGACACCAGAGAAAACACACUGGCGAGAAGCCCUUCAAGUGCUCUGUGUGUGGAAAGGCAUUCAUACGAAUUAAUCGCAUGGAGAAGAGACCCUCAACACAGCCUGGUGAUAAAACGCAUCGAUGUGACCAGUGUUUAUACAGCACGGAUCGCAUUGUACGUUUGAAGCAGCAACAGAGCAAAUGCAGGGCCGAGAAGCCCUUCAAGUGCAGUGUAUGUGGUAGGGCAUUUGCACAAUCAGGAACUCUUAAGAAACAUAAUACAACACACAUGGGCGAGAAGCCCUUCAAGUGUACUGUGUGUGGGAAGGCAUUUGCUCGUUCAGAAACUCUUCAUAUUCAUCAGAGAACACACACCGGUGAGAAGCCCUUCAAGUGCACUGUGUGUGGGAAGUCAUUUGCUCAACCAAUAACUCUUCAUAUUCAUCAGAGAACACACACCGGUGAGAAGCCCUUCAAGUGCACUGUGUGUGAGAAGUCAUUUGCUCAUGGAAAAACUCUUCAAAUUCAUCAGAGAACACACACAGGCGAGAAGCCCUUCAAGUGCAGUGUAUGUGGUAAGGCAUUUGCACAGUCAGAAUAUCUUAAGACACAUAAUAGAACACACACGGGUGAGAAGCCCUUCAAAUGCACUGUGUGUGGGAAGGCAUUUGCUCGUUCAAAAACUCUUCAUAAUCAUCAUGGAACACACACUGGUGAGAAGCCCUUCAAGUGCACUGUGUGUGGGAAGGCAUUUGCUCUUUCAAAAUAUCUUAAGAAACAUAAGAAAACACAUUCAGAUGAGAAUCCUUUCAAGUGCACUGUCUGUGGGAAGGAGUUUACAUUAUCAGGAAAGCUAAAGAGGCAUGAGAAGAUCCACAAGGAGAAAGUUAAAUCGACUUGUGAAAGUCAACAUGCUGCAAUGAAACGGGAAUCAGAAGAAAAUUCCAACUUGGAAACAAGGUCAGGAGUGACAGUGAAAUGUGAAGAAGUGAAAUGUGAGGAAGUGACGGUGAAAUGUGAAGAUCAAGAUUCGACUCCAGGACCCAAUCUACAAGUGGAUGGAGGCAGCGUGAAGCAGGAGGAGCAUUCGGAUUCUGAGGGAGAGCGAGGCAAUCCCCAGCAGUUUGUGGAUGUGGAGGUGUGGGUGGAGUUUUUGGACAAAUCUGAGUAGGAGGGGCCAGCACGUGUGAAAUGGCACAUUGGAAGAUGUGUAACCUGGAGUUUGAUGGGCUUUCUGUACAGAUGAAGUUAUUGAGUGUCGAAGUGAAAUAGUCGAUAUGCAAAGCAUUAUGCUGCCUUAUAAAACACGAAUUAGGAAUUGUUUUGAUGGUUACAUAUUAAAUGAAGUAUGAAUUGUAACUGUUGGGCAUUACUAUUAAAGUGGCUGUCAGGUGUGGCCAUGCUUUUAUGCAUGCUCCCAAUCUGUUAUUUUAUUGUUUUUGUAAUGCCCUUUAAUAAAAUAAAAGGUAAGCAUUUUUGUAAUAUUUACUUUUGGCUUCAUACACUAAAUAUAUGUUCAUGAUAUCAAAACAAUUUAAUGUCAGGCCUACUUUCUGCACUUGUUUUGCUUUUAAUCCCUUUGGCUUUCAUUUAAUUGGUCUUAGCCUGAUGUUAUUUUUUUCAUUUUAUAUAAUGGUAACAGCAGGGGUCUGCAAGUCUACUGUACAUCCCACCUGAUGGCUAUGUACGCACCUUGCAUAGUGUAGUUAUUGUGGUUUAUAAUGCAAUGUAUCAAGUGUGCAGUGCAUAGUGAAUAGUAUGUGUGGUGAAAUGUGUGUAUGUAUGGUGAUGUAUAGUAUGUCUACAGUGCAGUGUGUAAGAAGCCGGCUUCGGCUUUUCACGUGACGAAUCGCACGCAAUGUAUCAUUGCACUCAGUCGCAAGUUGCAGUCCAAAGGUGGCGAAUGAGAGUAAAGUUCUGCAUCUUGACGCUGCAUGCCAUUUGCAGUGAGGCGUGUUGUGCGCCAUACAGUUGCUGUAGCUGGUGUGAGCUUACCUGCGAUGAAUCGCACGUGUAAUUGUGCACUCUGCAAUGUUUCUGUAAUUGUUAUGUAGAGCCAGGUGCUGGUGUUUUUUAUACGUGUAGGUAAUGUUCAGAGCAUGCCACGCCUAACUGUGUGUAGACUAUUCAAAGUACAGGGAACACCCCAAUUUGAGGUGGACUGGUGAGAUAUUACAUUAUUCAAAUAGGAAAAUAAAAUAUAACUUAAAUUAUAUUAUUUCAAUGUUAAUCGAAAGCGAUAGACUAGGUAAUGUUUGUUGAUUGAAUUAUUGGUGGUGAAGAUAUUCACAAUUAAGACGUUGAUUUUAUUGAAGUUUUUUAUAUUUCAACAUGUAAUUUUGGUUAUAAUUGGGCCUAGAAAAUGAACACUGGUGCUAAAUCCCAUCAAGAGGUACUGUGUGAAGUGGAGGGUGAUAGGUUUGUGUCUGGUAAUAUUUACAGGUAUGAUACGUUCACUUAUUUCCAGUUAUGUUGUGUUUGCCGUUUUUUUCGCGGGAAGUUUAAUACUAGAAUUUUGCCGACCAAAGGCCGCCUUACUCUAGUAGCGCCUUCGAAGGGCUUCUCCGUGGUUGGCGUCUCACCCAUUGCUCCCACUGAUGUCCUCUUCUUCUCCCCCCCCCCCCAUCUGUGCAGAUACUGCUGAAUUUAACACGUAGCCUUUCGCAACCAAUAUCCAUAAUACAGGUUUUUUCUUGGGUUAGAUCGUGUGAAUAUAUAAGUACGUCGUUAAACCAGCCACCAUCCGACGCAGCCAAUUAGUAAGAUUUGUAAUGUAAACAAAACAUGCCAAUUCGUUACUCAUACAGCAAAGUGUUCGAGAGCCAAGCUAAAUCAUUUACUGUCUGAGUACGAUGUUUUGCCAGUAAUUACAACUAGCUUCAUCAGGCAACAGCCAGAUUUGUGCAUGUAAAAUGCACAAAAUUGGCAGCAUACGAAUUUAGCCUUAAAUUGAGUUAAUGGGGCGAGCAGAAUUAGUGUUUUGGCAGAGGUUCCAGUCUCAAUUCAAAAAGAAAGCUUUAGUGGUUAUUGUCAGUUAAAUAUCCCAAAUUUACAUGUUACUAUAAUUUCACGUAUUAUUGCUUUAUUCCUAAUAUAAAUACGUUUUGAUUCGUUAAUGCAAUAUUAUUUUGGAACGUAGCACAUUUAGGAGGCACUACACAUAUUUUAGGCAUAUGUUUGAUGUGGAAUAUUUACAUUUGUAUUGUUAAAUAAGAUGUUAAAUGUUCUUAGAUUUGAAAAGCGGCUGUUUUAACUUAUAUUUGCAGUAGAUUCCGUGCUGAGGAGCUGCUCUGAGCUGUUGUGUGACGUGGAAGGUGAUAGGGAUAUGUUUGGUCAUGAUUACAGAUAUGCAAGUGCUCCUCGGAGGAACACUUUGAAAUAAAGCAUUUCCGUUUCACAAA